GCUCAGCGCGGGCGAGGCCCUCGGCCAUGCGUGGGUGACGGGCGCGGCCGGCGGGGCCGACGCCUCGAAGCUGCAAGGCCACGGCGACGAGGUCGGCGUCGGGGUGCUGCAGAGUCUCAGGCAGUUCGCUCAGGGGUCCCACCUGCGGCGGGCGGCGCUUACGAUGCUGGCCUACAGCUUGACCUCCCGCGAGCUCGAGCACGUGGAGCAGACAUUCCUGGCCUUCGACAGCGAAGGCCGCGGCACGGUAACCCUCGAGCAGUUGGCCUGCGUCCUACGCGAGCACUGCGGGGACGUGUCAUCGCGGGAGGUCCAGAGGAUAUUCGAGUCCCUCGAUUUCGCUGGGCGCGAGGAGCUGCACUACACCCCCUUCAUCGCGGCGGUGCUCGCGUCGAAGGUGCAGCAACACGAGGACCGGGUCAGGAUUGCAUUCGAG
Molecule: messenger RNA, 436 nt
Organism: Prorocentrum cordatum
Lineage: Eukaryota; Dinophyceae; Prorocentrales; Prorocentraceae
Source: the annotation of a GenBank genome assembly